Dracunculus medinensis (Guinea worm) is the source of this 201-nucleotide messenger RNA. The record is from the annotation of a GenBank genome assembly. NCBI's taxonomy places the organism in Eukaryota, Metazoa, Nematoda, Chromadorea, Rhabditida, Dracunculidae.
AUGAAUAUUGAUGAAUUAUCGGAUAACGAAAUUCGUCAAAAACUACUUGAACGUGGAAUAAAUACUGGUCCGAUUGUUGCAACAACUCGAAAUGUUUAUGCGAAUAAGUUGCAAAAACUGAUUGAAGAUAGUACGAGUAGUGCGAAUGAAAAAGUCGAACAGGUUCGGUCCAUUUUCUACAAUUUUUUUUUGUCCCAUUGA